UUCAGCUGCAGAUGAUUAUUAACUCUUUUGGCCGAUGGUGAAUCAGUGAUUGCAAUCAUAUAUGAAAUUGUUUAGUUGGUGUGGCCGGAUGAGGACAAAGUGCUGGAGAUGAAGUAUGUACGGGCAGCCCCCAGGUACUAUGGGGACGAGAAGCAACUGAAGGCGCAUGGGGAACUGCGGAUAUACGUGGGGAGGCUACACGUCGUCCUCUUUUAUUGUAUACUGCAUCACCUACAGGUGGUUAUUAUGUUCUACGUGGAUAUUAUUUAUUAAUACUAUCAGUCGACUUUUAAAAUAAAAUUUUCUUGUUAUUGGACAUAAGUAAAUAUAAUCUACCUAUAUAUAAAAAUGAAUCCCUUUUUUUCUUGGUCACGUCAUCAUACGUGAACGACUGAAUCGAUUCCGCUAAUUAUUUUUGUUGUUGCGUUUGCUAUUGUCAGAAGGUUCUUAUGAAAGAAAAAAAUAAGAAUAUUGCGUCGAAAAUUUUAACAUUUAAGAAUAUUUAACCACCAUAUAAAAUUAUUUCUAAUCUAACCUUAGUGUUUUGCGCAAUAUGAACUUUUUUAUGUCAUCUUAUGACUUUUGACAUAGAAAACAUGUUUUUUCACAUGGCCAGUUAUAUGUCCCCUGUUCCAGUAUACCAACAACCAAUACCAACAAAACUAUUUAUGUAGGUACGCGCAAGAAAAAAAAAUAAGAAUUCAGUAUAUCAUAGAGCAUUUGAAUAAUAAACACUUUUUUUUUAAAUAUUAUUUAAUUUAGUUAUACCAAUUCGUAUUCAAUAUUCAAAAUUAAGACAGGACAACAUCUGUGGGGUAAAUUAAUAAUGCAAUAGUUACAAUGAUUGUUUGUCGCAACAGCAAUUCCUGGAGCCUCUGAUACCGAGUUCGGCGGCAGGGGAGGCUGCAGCGGCCGCUGAACGUACUGCACACAAACACGCUGAGGGACUGAGGACUUAUUCCGCGAGAAUUAACUUGGUCAUUGAGAUACAUGCUCCAGUUUUGCUGUUGCCCCAAAAGCCGUCAUCUCCCAAUCUUUUAGUACUGAACAUGGGUGAUUUGACGAUUGAGAACUUUUUUAAACAAGUGAAUACCGGCCAGGAUGUGAGCAGCCCGGGGCAGGCUCCCGUCAUCGACAAUAUAUUGGUGAAACUCGUGAACGUAACAUUGUCUCGCGCGGUGAUGACCCUUGCAGGCACGCUUGAAGUUCAAGAGCCAAUCAUAGAACCUAUUUCGGCUCGCUGUGAUUUGAAACGAGCUGUCGGAUAUACACAACUGGCCGGUUGUACUUCUAACCGCGAGCUUUUAGCAUUAGAAGCAGAUGUUCUUCUGGAUAGUGUUCUUCUCAAUAUCGGUCAGAAAGAUUUAGCUACAAUUUUAGCUGUAUGGAGUGACAAUCUCAGUGAAGCAAACUAUAUUGGAAGCAUAGUUCCAAGUUCCCCGGUAGAAACAGCUCCGACGGAUGUAUCAGUUAAGAAGUUGCAAGCGUUUUUAGCUCAAGGUGAAGCCAUUAGGAAAGAAGCAGUUUUAAGGUGCGUUUAGAUAUUUAAAUUACUAUUCAAGCAGUCCUCGGUUUUACGUCAUCUUAGGUAGCAGAGAACAGUGACGUACAACGAAACGACUUAAAAAUGAGAUACAUUUGUAGGGAAAGUUGUACGUAGGUUCUUAAAAAUGAAAAAACACGGUAAAGAAAAACCAAUCACUUUUAUCAUGAAGAAAACAACAUUCUAA
Molecule: messenger RNA, 1730 nt
Organism: Diatraea saccharalis (sugarcane borer)
Lineage: Eukaryota; Metazoa; Arthropoda; Insecta; Lepidoptera; Crambidae
Source: the annotation of a GenBank genome assembly